AAUUUGUUCAACUAAUUGUUUAUAAUUAAGUGAACAUCAUAAUUUAAAAUAGUUAGCUCCCGUAUUUUUCAUAAUUUAAUAAGUGUCUGCGAUAUUUUUUAGUUACAUAUACCCACAUACUAUAAAAUAUAUUUGUACCAUUACUAUGAUGUUGCAAAUAAAAUUAAUCUAAAUAAUUAACUUCACAUGAAAAGUUUUAAACUUUAAGUAUAAAGGUUUACAAGAAGGUAGUUCAUCAAAACUUAAGAGAAAAUAAAACAAUAAUAACUAAUAUUUGUUCUACAAAUAUGUAGUGUUGGGUUCAUUACAAAUUACACAAAUUAUAUAAUAGGAAUAUUCAAAAGGUUAUAUUUAUUAGUAGGUAUUUGCUAUUAUAUUUAUUUAAUUAUUUCAAAAUCAAAACCAAAAUUUAAAAAGUCAACCAGCAAAGCACGCGUGCAUGAUCUAGUAAACUUAAAAUAUCACAAUUUGUAGACAAAUUAUUUGGUGUUAAUGCUUGUCAAGAGGGUUUGAAUCCCACAUCUAAUAACUAGGUCCACUAAGUUUGUCAAUUAGUUUUGAGUUGAAUGCUCUAACAUGAUAUCAGAUUUGGGCCUUAGAUGGUUAGUGAACCAAGUCUCUUACCCAUUUGAAUUACCAAGUAUGCAUGUUUUUGCGUUUCUUUGUUGACCUCACUUGCGAGCCCGGGUCCUAUGUAAGGGAGGGUAUUGAGGGAGCUUAAAUCCCACAUCGAGUAAUUAGGACCACCAAAGUUUAUUUAUAAAAAUACUUGAGGGGUCACUUCAUCCAUUGUCAAUUAGUUUUUAGUUGGAUGUUCCGACAAUGCUUACUCCUUUAGCUAUUGUACUAGUGCUUUUGCUAUUUAAUGGCACUGCAGAUAAUUUGAGUGGCAGUAUUGAUGAGCCGGUGGAAGAUGGGGACACUGCUCUUCAUCUGACCUGUCUAUAUGGCUAUCUCCCUUGCGUCCAGUUAUUGUUGGAAAGGGGGGCUUGCUUGGAGGCUAAGGAUGAAGAUGGUGCCCUUCCUCUGCAUGAUGCUUGUGCAGGAGGAUUUACAGAGAUAGUUCAACUUCUAAUCCAUACCUCUAAUGAUCCGGUGUGUGUGAAGAGAAUGCUAGAAUCAGUCGAUGUAGAAGGGGAUACGCCUCUUCAUCAUGCUGCAAGAGGUGAACAUGUGGAUGUUAUAAGAUUGUUGUUAUCCUCUGGUUCUUCUCCUACUAAGACAAAUGUUUAUGGACAGAUCCCCAGUGAGCUUGCUGAUCCAGGCACAGAAGCUAAGAGAAUUUUCGAAGAGGUUUCUGGUGUUGUGGCAAGCCUUUAGGCGUAAAAUUUUUAAUUUGGUUUUGGCUGCAGCCACUUUUUUGUUGGCUUUUCAGCUACAGGUGGGUAACGUAAUUAAUUUAUAUGAGUGCUGGUCAAUUUGGUUGUCAAAUGCUUUCAAAACUUUGGUGGAACGAGAUGGAGAUAGCUUCUUUAUGAAUUGUAAUAUGAUCGUAAUUUAGGUGGUUGUCGUGUUUCUUUUAGCCUGAUCCGCAAGAAAGUUGGUCAUUAUUGUCAAGAGUAUUCAUCUCAGAAUGAUGUCUCUUUUGGAGGUUAUUUCUAAACGCGUGACUCUAUUUUGCUUGGAAAGCAAUAGAUCUGGAAUGUCUGGAGACCCAUUACAUCUCUGCUCCAGGAUUGAAUCACCUAUGUCGAUGUUACUUGGGCGUUGGGGCUGAUCAACGGUUGGUAUAAGCAGCAGUGAAGAAGCCAUUUAUGUUCGAAAAUGCACAUUGAGAAAGUACAAGCACAUUAAUUGUAAUCUUGAUGUUUGAACUGUUGCCUAUUAUCGAUAUGAGAGGUGUACUAGAUGUAGUAAAGGGUGAUUUUCUAAAACUUCCAUGCACAGAGCUCUCUCUGGUUGUUGUAGCAGCAUGAUUGUCUUGAGAAAAGUUUGAAGAGG
Molecule: messenger RNA, 1941 nt
Organism: Ilex paraguariensis (yerba mate)
Lineage: Eukaryota; Viridiplantae; Streptophyta; Magnoliopsida; Aquifoliales; Aquifoliaceae
Source: the annotation of a GenBank genome assembly